This is a messenger RNA of Acanthoscelides obtectus, 600 nucleotides long. The record is from the annotation of a GenBank genome assembly. NCBI's taxonomy places the organism in Eukaryota, Metazoa, Arthropoda, Insecta, Coleoptera, Chrysomelidae.
AGCAAAUUUGUGCGCGUGGUUGUGACCGGUGAAGUAAAAACAUUCAUUUAGUCUCAGCGUUCAAAAGAUCUUUUUUAUAAAAAUAUGUCUGAGCAACAAAACAGGUGGUGCGUGCCAGUUAUGGACAUUUUUAUUUCCUGGGUAUCGUUUCUCCCCUGGUUUGAAGAGGACAGGCACUCCGAAGAGGAGUCCGGCAUCGCCGUGGCCACGGUGUCGGGGUCCCUAGCCUCCUUGGAACUAGCUGUAAGGACAUACGAAUAUGAAGAUGGCCAUGGAAUCACGGGGACGGGUUACAGUGGAGCCACCACGGACCCCAUGGCCAUUUUGGCAAAAAUUUUGUGUAAAACAAUCCCAUAUUUCUUGAAGCUUUUGUCUCAGUUCGGUGAUUGUACGAGCAAGACGUUGUCCAAUGGCGCCAGUUUUUCGACAAAUACGACCCAGAGGGUUUCGGCGAGAUCCCGUGGCCUGAUUUCGUACAGGCCAUGUCGGAUCCCGAGUUUCGGGAACGAGUCAACACUGGAAAGAGGGAGAUUCUUCUGGAAAAAUACAGAACUGCCAGCACUGCUGCUAUUACAUUUCAAGAUUUCGUCAAUGUGGUGA